This is a messenger RNA of Vigna unguiculata (cowpea), 1083 nucleotides long. Its product is annotated as RAB6-interacting golgin (DUF662). The record is from RefSeq and is a predicted model, not a curated record. Lineage: Eukaryota; Viridiplantae; Streptophyta; Magnoliopsida; Fabales; Fabaceae.
AUAACUUUGAUGGUGCCAUAUAAUCAAGUUGGCUUGUGAGUAAAGUUGGCAGGAAAAACACCAAGUAUUUGUUUACAGAAGAUAAAUCCACUGUUAACUUCAUAGCUUUUAACAGUCAUAUCUGUCAUUUGGGCUUAUUCUAUGGUUUGUUAACAACACAAACUGCUUAGUCUCACACCCUUAAAGCCAGUCCUGUUUAUAAGCACCUUAGGAGAAAGUAGAACCAUCAUUCCAAGAAAAAGAGAAAAAGAACAGAGAGAAAGAAAACGGGAGAUAACAGGCCUGGGAGAGAAAAAGAGUGUUAUCAAUUGUGGUGCAAUAAUGGCAACACCAAAACAGUCAUAUGAACAACACCAACAACAAACAAAUGUGCUGCGUGUGAGGAAUUCAGGGAUGAUUAGCGUGAACCAGAGUCCAAUGAGAGAUGACAAGGAAGAGGAGAUGUCAAGAUCAGCUUUGGCAAUGUUCAGAGCAAAGGAAGAAGAAAUUGAAAGGAAGAAAAUGGAGGUGAGGGAUAAGGUUCAUGCUUAUCUGGGUCGAGUAGAGGAGGAAACAAAACGCUUGGCUGAGAUUAGAGAAGAGCUUGAGGGUCUGACAGAUCCAUUGAGGAAGGAAGUUGCAAUGGUUAGAAAGAAGAUAGACAGUGUGAACAAAGAGUUAAAGCCACUGGGCCAAACCUGCCAGAGAAAGGAAAGAGAGUAUAAGGAAGCCCUUGAUGCUUUCAACGAGAAAAACAAGGAAAAAGCUCAACUUGUUACUAAACUAAUGGAGCUGGUGACUGAAAGUGAGAAACUGAGGAUGAAGAAGUUGGAGGAGUUAAGCAAAAACGUAGAUACCCUGAACUGAAAUUAAUGCUAAUACAAGUAACCUUACUUCUGUGUGAUGUAACUAGAACCAUGUGGUGUAUUGUAAUGUGACAUAAUUUGUGAUUUCACUGUACUUCAAAUUUUUGAUUAGGAAAUCUGCAUUAGAGAGAGACCUAAAUUCUGAACAUUGCACAAGUUAUUGUCAUUUGAUUUGAGACGUGUAUUCAAACUGAACAAUCAGAAAGAUCUAUUUUUAUUUUUAUUUUUUGUGAAUGAA